This is a messenger RNA of Triplophysa dalaica, 1081 nucleotides long. Its product is annotated as tripartite motif-containing protein 16-like. NCBI's taxonomy places the organism in Eukaryota, Metazoa, Chordata, Actinopteri, Cypriniformes, Nemacheilidae. The record is from RefSeq and is a predicted model, not a curated record. The coding region runs from base 56 to 859 and encodes 267 amino acids. The transcript is spliced from 6 exons.
UAAACUUUUAGAGACUUACUGCCGUAGUGAUCAGUGCUGUAUAUGUUAUCUGUGUAUGGUGGAUGAACACAACAACCAUAAGACUGUAUCAACUGCUGCAGAAAGAACCGAGAAACAGAAACAACUGAAGGAAAUACAGAGAGAAUACCAGCAGAGGAUUCAGGAGAGACAGAAGGAGUUUCAGGAGAUGAGAGAGGCUGUAGAGAUUCAUAAGCGCUCUGCUCAGGCAGCAGUGGAGGACAGUGAGAGGAUCUUUACUGAACUGAUCCGCUCCAUUGAGAGAAGUCGCUCUGAGAUGAUAAAGCUGAUCAGAGAUCAGGAAAAGACUUCAGUGAGUCAAACUGAAGAACUCUUGAAGCGUCUGGAGCAGGAGAUUGAUGAUCUGAGGAGGAGAGACACUGAGCUGGAGCAGCUUUCACACACAGAUGAUCACAUCCAAUUCCUCCAGAGUUUCCAGUCUCUCUGUGUUCCUCCUGGAUCUCCAGACUCACUCAACAUCACUGUCAGUUCUCUCCUCUCACUUGACGAUGUUCAAAAAAUUAGAGAGAAACUGGAGUGUCUGUGCAGAGAACAGAUAGAAAGGACAUUUGAUAGAGUUUGUCCUGAACUCACAACCAGGGAGACAUUCAAAAAAUAUUAUCAUCAGGUCACUCUGGAUCCAAAAACAGCACAUACACGUCUCCGUCUGUCUGAGAAGGGCAGAGUGAUUACUAACACAGAAGAAGACCAGUGCUAUUCUGAUCAUCCAGACAGAUUUAAUGUUCAUCCUCAUGUGUUGUGUCGAGAGGGUGUGUGUGGACACUGUUACUGGGAGGUUGAGUGGAGUGGUGACAGGGGUGCGUAUAUCAGUGUGAUAUAAGAGCAUCAGCAGGAAAGGAGAGAGUGAUAAGUGUUUGUUUGGAUGUAAUGAUCAGUCCUUGUGUUUGAACGGCUGUGAACACCUGUUCAUUCUGCCACAAUAACAGGCACAAUAAUAUUGUGACUAAACUCACUGUAGUGUCCAGAUCUUCUAGAAUAGGAGUGUAUGUGGAUCACAGUGCAGGAACUCUGUCCUUCUACAGCGUCUCUGACACAAUGACCC